Molecule: messenger RNA, 552 nt
Organism: Cordyceps fumosorosea ARSEF 2679
Lineage: Eukaryota; Fungi; Ascomycota; Sordariomycetes; Hypocreales; Cordycipitaceae
Exons: 1
Coding region: 1-552 (183 amino acids)
Source: RefSeq, a predicted model, not a curated record
AUGAACCGAUCAUCUCGCUCCGUGUCCCGCCACCCACCACCUCCCAGAUAUUAUCGUCGUGACAGCACGCGAUCGCGCUCCCGCUCGCGGUCGCGACGCCGCUCUCGCGAGCGCAAGUCGGGGUCCGGCAGCAGCGGCGGCGCCGGGCUGUCCAAGUCCACGGCGGGCGUGGCCAUCGCGGGCAUCGGCAUCGCCGCGCUGGUCGCCCACAAGAUAUGGAAGGGCGACGGCCACUCGGACAACUCCAGGCGCCGCGAUCGGGACGGGGAGCGCCGCGGUCGUGACGGGGAGGGGCGCGACGACUGCGGACGGCGAGGGACGAGGAGGCGGGACGAGGAGGAGGAGGAGCGGCCGUGUCGCUCGCUCCAGCAGGCGGCCGGCUGGGCGGGCGAGGAUCCGCGCGGCAGCCGGGAUGCAGGGCGCCGGCAGGACCAGCGACCGACCGACGGUCGCGCCCUCCGGCAGGCGGAAGACCGGGGUGGGCCGGCGACGACGACCCGGCUGGCGCGCGGCCCGAACAAGAAGCUCGGAGCAAGAAGCGGCCGAGCGUGA